Messenger RNA from Lodderomyces parapsilosis, 798 nucleotides. Its product is annotated as acetate uptake transporter family protein. Gene Ontology annotation, molecular function: acetate transmembrane transporter activity. Lineage: Eukaryota; Fungi; Ascomycota; Pichiomycetes; Serinales; Debaryomycetaceae. Gene Ontology annotation, cellular component: plasma membrane. Bases 1 to 798 code for a protein of 265 amino acids. The transcript has a single exon. The record is from RefSeq and is a predicted model, not a curated record.
AUGUCUUCUGCAUCGUCACAACACUCGGCUCCUUCCAAGCACGCUUCAACUGAUGUUGAUGAUAAUGGCGUAUCAAGAGUACAAAUUCAUGGAGAUGGCGGAGAAUUUGUCACUAUAAAUGGUCAAAAAUUCUAUCGUCACGAAUUAAUGGCUGCGUUUGGUGGUACUUUGAACCCUGGUGCUAUUCCAUACCCUAAAAUCAAUAUCAACCCAGCUCCAAUUGGUUUGAGUGGUUUCGUUUUAACUACCUUUGUCUUGAGUUUGGUUAACGCAAGAGCCAUGGGUAUUACUAUCCCCAACGCUGUUGUGUCAUUGGCUUGCUUUUAUGGUGGUUUGGUUCAAUUUUUGGCCGGUUUGUUUGAAUUUGUUACUGGGAAUACCUUUGGUUUCACUGCUUUGACUUCUUAUGGUGCUUUUUGGUUGAGCUAUGGUGCUAUUUUUAUUGAAAGAUUUGGUAUUGCUGCUGCUUAUAAAGAUACUGAUCAGUUCAAUAAUGCUGUUGCCUUUUUCUUGUUGGCGUGGGCAUUGUUUACUUUCCUUUUGGUUUUAAACACCAUGAAGUCAACUUGGGCAUUCUUUUCAUUGUUCUUCUUUUUGUUUUUGACAUUCUUGUUACUUGCAGGUGGGGAGUUUAGUGGAAGAGUUGGUGUUACUCGUGCGGGUGGUGUCAUUGGAACCAUUACUGCUUUCAUCGCCUGGUAUAAUGCGUUUGCUGGUACUGCAACAAGACUCAAUUCAUACCUUGUACCACAUCCAAUUCCAAUGCCAACCAGUAUCCCAUUCAGAAAACACAAGUAA